AUGGUGCGGGAUCACUUCCUGGCAGACGACGCAGAUGUUGGCGUCUUCUGCCGGCGCUGGUCCUGGGUGGCUGGCCUCGCCCACUCGAACGCCUCGGUAACCCCAUCGCGCGUCGCGGCGGCUUUUGGAGGGAUUGCGCUGGUGCUGCUGCUCGUGGUGGUGCACGUCGUGGUGGUCUUGGUCGCUGCGUUGUGCUGUGCGCUGGUGUUCUUGCGCGUGGUGCUGGUCGCAGUCGUGGGCGUUGUUGCCGCUGCGGUGCUCCUCGUCGCGCUGGUGUUGCUGCGCGUGGUGUUGGUGGUCGCGGUGGUCGCCCUGCUGGUGCAAGGACGUGGUGGUAGCAUCGUGGGCUGCCACUGGACGGAAGUAGAACCGGUCCUCAAGGUAGGCCUGCCGCCUGGAGAAAGAUUCCUGCUGCCGCAUGGUCUCGGCAUGUUCGUGGUAGGAGUGGCCAGGCCCCCGCGGCGCCAGCUGGCACUGGAAAGCUUCGAGGCGCCCACCUGGGCGGCUCUGGCGCGGGGAGCGCGCCACCCACCCACGCACAACAGGGAGAUGGGAGAGCCGGCCCCAGCGCGCGCCCUGCUGCGCUCCCAGAGCGGCCCGUGCGUCGGCCGGGCGUCCACGGCCCCGCCCACCAGCGAGCCCACGCGAGUACCACCCGCGGAGCUGCGCGUCCUCCUCCUGCGCCGCCUGCGCCUUGACUUACCAUUCACGGCAAGCGCGCGCAGGUGCCGAGCGCGACUCGACAGCAGAGGGGACGACAGGGCGGCCUGCCCCACAGCCGGCGUCCUCCGGAAAGGGAAGGGGGCCCUGGAGAAGGCGGCGGCCCGCAGCUGCCGCGAGGCGGGUGCGAGAGUGGCGGAGAACCAGUUCCUGCAGGACCUGCACGUCGACGGCGUCGGCGCGGGCGGCGGCAGGCGGCUCGAGGUGAUCGCAAACUGCCUGCGGCGCAAGGGAAGCACGUACCCAGAGCUCCUGGACGCGAGGCGCUGCCAGCUCGUGGUCGUGGCCCUGGGGGCAGGGGGCCAGUGGCAGUGGACAGGCCUCGCCUCGGUGGCGCAGCGGGCCUUCGCAGCCUCCCUGCUGCACCUGCCUCUGGACGGCCCCGCCUGCGACGGCGACGAGCCCUGGCUGCAGGACGUCAUGGCGGACGCGCGCCAUACAGAGGCGCACAUCCCGAGCCCCAGGGCGGGCCAGAGAGACUUGCGGACAGCCAGGAGCGCAGCAAAGCGCAAGCUCGCGGAGCGGAACAAGAGCGGGAGGUGGGACGGGGCUGCCGCGCACCCGCCUGCGGGCCCCACCCACCUCCAGGGCGUGGGACGGGAUGCCGCGCGCCUGCCG
This is a messenger RNA of Prorocentrum cordatum, 1338 nucleotides long. The record is from the annotation of a GenBank genome assembly. Lineage: Eukaryota; Dinophyceae; Prorocentrales; Prorocentraceae.